Messenger RNA from Nerophis lumbriciformis (worm pipefish), 2429 nucleotides. It is a transcript of the gene tmem168a, whose product is annotated as transmembrane protein 168a. NCBI's taxonomy places the organism in Eukaryota, Metazoa, Chordata, Actinopteri, Syngnathiformes, Syngnathidae. The record is from RefSeq and is a predicted model, not a curated record.
UGCUGUCGUGGGAAAACCCGGAAGUGGAGCCGUUGUCAGUUACUCUAACAACAUGGGAUGACUUGUUUGUUGCUUGAACAAAGUCCUUAGCUACAUUAGCUGUCAGCCAUGGCUCACAACGAGGACGAGGAGCUGACCGACGAAGCCCCCAAGGAGGUAGACGUGAUUACAUCCAUCCGUUGCCUAGGUUACCUAUCAAGCAUCACCCUGCUUGUGGCAGUAUGUGUUGGCAUGUACGUCCGCUGGGAGGUGACCAGCGAGCCCAUGAUCCUCGUCAUCUUCAUCCUGGGCCUCUUUGUCCUCGGCAUAGCCAGCAUCCUCCAUUACUACUUUGCCAUGGAGCAGGCCAGCUUGAGCUUGUUCCACCUGUGGUUUGGCUUCCUGCUCGGUCUCCUGUGCUUCCUCAACAGUCCCGCCUUGGAUUCCAACGUCAAGGAAGUGGUCGCCAAGUAUCUCCUCCUGGCCAGCGUGGUUAUGAAGACGGUAUGGGCCGUCACGGAGCGAAUAUGCCGCUCCGUCCGCCACAAAGCCGUCGUGCUGAAAUCGACGGAGUUCCUGGAGCUGCUCGGAUUUGCCAUUGCCAGCACGACGAUGCUUCUACACAAGUCGGUCGCCAUCAUUGGCCUGGUGGUGGCGCUGGGGGCGCUCAUCGUGGACUUGAGGAUGAAGUCCCUGUUGGCUUUGCCUAACUUGGUCAACUUCACCCUGGUGACAUCGCUGGUGUUUUUCCAAGCGUUGGGGAUCACGGCGAACCCUUACGCCUUAGGGUGCUGCCUGGGCAGGCUGCUGUGUGAGCCUGUGCUGGAUGUCUACUUCAGCGGGCUGGGGCCCACCGAGCGAUGGAUGCCAGUGCUCACCUUGAGGAACAUGUGGAGGCGACUGUCCCUGCUGCCUUUGAGCCUGCUUGAGCUGACCUUCUUUGUCGUUGCUGCCCUUAAGCUUGGCCACUUGGAGUUGUGGUACCUGGUGAUCCCGGGCUUCUGCCUCUUCGGCGUCUUCUGGUCCAUCUGCCACGUCAUCCUUCUCAUCACAAUCUGGGGCUUCCACACCAAGCUGAGUGAGUGUCAGCUGGCCUGGCGGGCCCAGCGCUCCAGGAGCCGGAGCCUGGACCAGGUCAUGGCCUCCCGGGGCAUCCGGCACUUUUGCCUCAUAUCGGAGCGACUGGUGUUCUUCAGCCUGCUCUCCACGGUCAUCCUAGGCGCCGUGUCCUGGCAGCAGUCCAACGGGCUCUUCCUCAGCGCUCUGCUGGUGGUGCUGCCUUUGGAGUCGCUCGCCCACGGAUUGUUCCACGAGCUGGGCAGCUGCCUGGGGGGCACGUGCGUCGGCUACGCAUUAGUCGUCCCCACCACUUACUGCAGCGCUGACGGGCAGCCCACUCUGCUGCCCCCGGAGCAUGUGCAACAGCUGAACCUGCGCUCCACGGCAAUGCUGAACAACGUGCAGCGUCUCUUCUCCCACCACCUGAUCCAGACCUUCGGGUGCGACUACUCGGCCAGCGGCGUCACCCUGGAGACGCUGCAAGGCAAGCUGCGCAGCUUCCUGGACCUGCGGACGGCGGACGGGCCUCGCCACGACACCUACCUGGUCUUCUACAGCGGGCACACGCAAAAGGGAAGCGGAUCCUGGGCACUGGCUGGUGGAGAGAGUCUUCAUCUGAGCCAGCUGCUGGACUUGUGGAAGGAGAAGAACGCGGGGCAGUGCGCGCGCCUCAUUCUGGUCCUCGACACCGAAAACUCCCUCAACUGGGUUAAAGAGGUACGUAGGGUCGACGGGGUUUACGUAGCCGUGCAAACUGCCCAGCUGUCCGCCGCCGCGCCCGACCCCGAAGCGGGCGAGGCCCCGUUACUCGGGGACUUCACCUCCGAAUGGGUGGAGUUCAACUGCAACCCAGACAGCGACACCCAGUGGUCGGAAAACGAGCGGACUGUAACGGCGGUGUACGGCGUGUCCAAACGCUGGAGCGACUACACGCUGCAUUUGCCGACAGGCAGCGACGUGGCCAAGCAUUGGAAGACCCACUUUCCCAAGGCGACGUAUCCCAUGGUGCACCUCUCCAACUGGUGCUGCGGCCUUAACUUGUUCUGGACUUGCGGCGUGUGUCUGCGCUGCUUCAGGAGGUGCAAAUUAGCUUGGUUCCCACCGUCGGUGUUAGACACCGGGCAGGGAAUCAAACUGGUGCACUCGUAAACAUUUGGACGCAAAUUCACAAUUAAUGUUAGAUAUUUGUUUUAUUUACGUGACAGCCCGAUGAUGAUUUCAGGGGCAAAUAGGAGCCGAAUCUUCAUGAAAUAACAAGAAUACACACUUUUCUUUUUUUUUUUCAAAUGAUCUUUUUUUGCUUCAUAUUGAAUUACACAUGUUAAUGUUCUUCCAAUUAUUUGUGCCUAUUAUGCCUUAAAAACCUUAAUAAAGUGAUAUACUAUUUUAAA